This is a messenger RNA of Erinaceus europaeus (western European hedgehog), 2627 nucleotides long. RefSeq names its product cerebral dopamine neurotrophic factor. The transcript has 4 exons. Gene Ontology annotation, cellular component: endoplasmic reticulum. The coding region runs from base 99 to 662 and encodes 187 amino acids. The record is from RefSeq and is a predicted model, not a curated record. NCBI's taxonomy places the organism in Eukaryota, Metazoa, Chordata, Mammalia, Eulipotyphla, Erinaceidae. Gene Ontology annotation, biological process: neuron projection development; dopaminergic neuron differentiation.
CAACUUCCGGCAGAUCUCGCCAAUCCUCUGCUGCCCAGAGAAAGCUGCGCGGCGGCGGGUGGAAGGUCGAUUAGGAAACUAUUAGCUGCCGGCUCGGCAUGUGGUGCCCCGGCCCAGCUGCAGUGGUGGCCUUUUGCGCCGGACUUUGGCUCUCUAACCCUCGACCCCUACAGGGCCAGGUGGCCGGGGACCGGCUAGGACCCGACUGUGAAGUAUGUAGAGAAUUCUUGAACAGAUUCUACAACUACUUGAUAGCCAGAAGCAUCGACUUUUCCCUGGACACUAUAGAAAAAGAAUUGAUCAGUUUCUGCUUGGAUGUCAAAGGAAAAGAAAACCUCUUGUGCUACUACCUGGGAGCCACAAAAGAUGCAGCCACCAAAAUCCUUGGUGAGGUCACUCGCCCGAUGAGUGUGCAUAUGCCUGCCACCAAGAUCUGUGAGAAGCUAAAGAAAAUGGACAGUCAGAUCUGUGAACUGAAAUAUGAAAAAACACUGGACUUGGCAUCCAUGGACCUGCUGAAGAUGCGAGUGGCAGAGCUGAAACAGAUCCUGGUCAUCUGGGGAGAAGACUGUAGGGCCUGUGCAGAGAAGGCUGACUAUGUGAAUCUGAUCAAGAAACUUGCCCCCAAGUAUGCAGCGACACACCCUCAAACAGAACUCUGACCCUCUGAUCCUGGACACACUGUUGACUGUAAUUAGAGACAAAAUGACUCUAGGAUGAACACUUUAGUUAAGGGUAACCAGGAACUGCAUGGUAUGUUGAUGGUCCACACUUCCUGACUGGAGAUUACUCCUCAGAAUGAGUUACUUGGAUUUCUAAGUUAAACUUUAUCAAUGUUUCACGUUUGCAGUGCCCUCAUACAUAUAAGUGCCUUUUUCAUAAAGUUGUAAAGACUAUUUAAGUUAACAUUACCUAGCUCCUAAAACUGGGAGAAGUCAGCCACUGAAAAAUCACUGGAGGAAAUUGAAUCUAAAAGAAAAAGUUCUCAGAGACCCCUUCGUAUGCAUGGCUAAUUUUUAAUUUUUAAAUAGGAAAGCUAUUUAAUAGAUAAUUAAAAAUAUCAUUUUAUUCUGAAUUUAGAACAGUUAAUGUAAUUUUAGUAAAGUAGGAGAAUAAAGAUGCACAAUAAAGAAAAGUCAUAUCUAACUAACAACUAGAAAGAACUCCAUCUAGUUCUUUUCUAUGUGAUGUCUGCACUCAUUUUUAAUUAUAUAUAUUGGACUAGCACAAAAGAAAAAAAUUGACUAUCUUCCAACUUAGACCCCACAGUAACAUGGCAUAAGCAAAAUUUUAAUUAAUUAAUUAAUUAAUUAAUUAAUUAUUUCUUUGCCUCCAGGGUUAUGGCUGGGGCUCAGUGCCAGCAGUACGAAUCCUCUGUUCCUGGAGGCUAUUUUUUCCCUUUUGUUGCCUUUGUUGUUUAUUAUUAUUGUUAUUGCUGUCAUUGUUGUUGGAUAGGACAGAGAGAAAUGGAGAGAGGAGGGGAAGACAGAGAGGGGGAGAGACAGAUAGACACCUGCAGACCUGCUUCACCAUUUGUGAAGCGACCUCCCUGCAGGUGGGGAGCCGGGGGCUCCCAACGAGGAUCCUUUAGCAGGUCCUUGCGCUUUGCACCAUUUGUGCUUAAUCUGCUGCACUACUGCCCAGGCAACCCUUUUUUAAUUUUUUAUAAAGGUCUACAUUGCCAAGUUUAAAUCACUUGUAGCUUUCUCUAGUGUCAGAAAUGAAAGGCAGGAGGAAUUCUGAUUAGUUGUGAUCUGUUUCAUUUAUAAAGAAGAACUAUCUUAACCUAUUUAAAGAGAAUAGGGAGCUGGGCAGUGGCAAACCCGGUUAAGCACUCAUAGUACUAUGCACAAGGACCCUGGUUCAAGCACCCCACUCCCCAUCAGCAGUGGGGACACUUCACAAGCUGUGAAGCAGGUCUGCAGGUGUCUUUCUCUCUACCUCCCUCUUUUUAAUUUUUUAACUUUUUGUAUUAUCUUUAUUUGCUGGCUAGAGACAGCCAGAAAUCGAGAGGGAAGGGGCUGAUAGAGAGGGAGAAAGACAGACACCUACAACACUACUUCACCACUUGCAAAGCUUUCCUCCUGGAGGUGGGGACUGGAGGCUUGAACCUGGUUCCUUGCACAUUUUAACAUGCUCAACAUUUUAUGCUCAACCAAGUGCACCACCACCCAGAACCCCACUCUCUCUUGCCCACCCUCCCUCAAUUUCUCUCUGUCCUAUAGAAUAAAAUAGAAAAAAAAACACCCAGAAACUAUCAGAUACUUAGAGGAAAAUAUUGGCAGAACUCUUUUCCGCAUACAUUUUAAAGACAUCUUCAAUGAAAUGAAUCCAAUUACAAAGAAGACUAAGGCAAGUAUAAACCUAUGGGACUACAUCAAAUUAAAAAGCUUCUUCACAGCAAAAGAAACCACUACCCAAACCAAGAGACCCUUCACAGAAUGGGAGAAGAUCUUUACAUGCCAUACAUCAGACAAGAGUUUAAUAACCAACAUAUAUAAAGAGCUUGCCAAAAUCAACAAUAAGACAACAAAUAACCCCAUCCACAAAUGGGGGGAGGACAUGGACAGAAUAUUCACCACAGAAGAGAUCCAAAAAGCUGAGAAACACAUGAAAAAAUGCUCCAA